AUGGGGUUCGAGGCAGCGGACGAGCUGGUGCACCGGGUUGCUUACGCCUCCAAUGUACGCGAAAUAAUGGAUGCGUCCACCGACAACCUUGAAGUCACCUGGGAAGCCAUAAAGCUGAAUCUCAAGAACGAUUCGAUCUGGGAAUCGAGAUUUCACAUUCUUGUUAAACUUGAUAAAUUGCGUGAAGAAUUGACAUUUCUGAACUCCAACGCUGAUGAUGAUGCCAUCCUCGAUAGUGAACUUUUUUGGAAACAUAUUCUUUCAAUUAUUGAGAUGCUUGGGACUGAAGCUGCAAGACAACAACUUCAGUUUGCUAUGAGUAUUUUGUCUGCUCAACCACACAUGGCUACUCCGUGGACGUUCAUGUGA
This is a messenger RNA of Striga hermonthica, 369 nucleotides long. NCBI's taxonomy places the organism in Eukaryota, Viridiplantae, Streptophyta, Magnoliopsida, Lamiales, Orobanchaceae. The record is from the annotation of a GenBank genome assembly.